Molecule: messenger RNA, 3189 nt
Organism: Trifolium pratense (red clover)
Lineage: Eukaryota; Viridiplantae; Streptophyta; Magnoliopsida; Fabales; Fabaceae
Exons: 5
Coding region: 169-2808 (879 amino acids)
Cellular component (GO): cytoplasm
Molecular function (GO): mRNA binding
Source: RefSeq, a predicted model, not a curated record
AAUUUUGUAAAAGAUAACUCGACAAAAAAAAAAUAAAAAAUUGUGUAAAAGAUAAUUGCAUUUGCAUGAACUGUUAAAAACAUACUAAGUAGGGUUUAAGCUUUUUUCCGGCAGCGUGUGUUCCGAUGGAGGUUUGAACUUUGCACCGUCUUCCCUUUCUAAACGACAAUGGCCUACGGUCGUUUAUCUCUUCUUCUCACCAAACGCCGUUUCUCUCUUCAUUUCUUAAACCCUAAAACCCCAUUCUUACAUUCCCAUCUUUUCUCAACCUCCCAAAACCCAAACCCUAAACCUUCUUCCCUUUCCGCUCGUCUCAGCUUCGUAUUUGAUCAAAUCGAUGCAAUCGAAAAAGAACGUUCUCAAAAACACGAAACACUUCAACGAAUUCGUGCUUGGCGUGAUUCCAAAAACACUCAAAAUCAAAUUCCCGAACAACCCGUUUCAGAACCAAUUGUUACAGCUUCUUCUUCGUCUCAUGAAGAGGUUAAGAUUGACAGUAAAUCGACGGAAUUGGUGAAGAAAGAGGUGGAAUUGGUGCAUCCGUGGCCGGAAUGGAUUCAAUUGAUGGAGAGAUUGGUUCAUCAGAAUUAUUUUGAUCAUAAGAGGAAGGAUGAGGAUAAAAUGGUGCAGGAUUUAGGGUUUGAUUCUCCUGAGAUUGUACAUGAUGAGGGGUUUGAUUUUACUAAGGAUUUUAAGAGUGUUCAUGCUGCGUGUCUUAAUUUUGGGAAAGAUCGUUUUGAUUUGUUGAGGUCGUUGUCGAGGCAGGAUAUUCAAAUUUUGGUAGGUUUUGGAUGUCCCAAUGUGGACAGAAAGGUGGUUUUCUCCGGAAAACUUUUAAGGAAGCUUGUCCACCUUGAUGAAGGAGAUGUAUGUAGUUCCUGCAGUUUGAGAAACAAUUGUGACAACGCAUAUCUUCUUACAAACAAAGAAGAUGAGGCACGGACUAUUGAUAUCAUGCGAAUGCUACUGACGUUUGGGUUUGAUCCUAUUAAUGGAUCAGUCCUCAAUAAGUCACUUCUGAAGCAUAAGUCUGUCAAAGCAGUGGUUCGUAAAUUGCUUCAUGAAGUUGUCAAAUUGAGUUCAGUUCCUAUUGAUCCAAAUCUCCCUCCUCCUGUGAUAAAAAAGCCUCCACCAAAGGUGAAACAACCUCCUCCUACUCCAAAGAGACGUGUUGGACGGGAUGAUGUUGAGAUGAAAAGGGGGGACUGGCUAUGUUCUAAGUGUGAUUUCAUGAAUUUUGCAAAGAAUAAUGUUUGCCUACAGUGUGAUGCCAAGCGUCCCAAGAGACAGUUGCUUCCAGGAGAAUGGGAAUGUGCCGAGUGCAACUUCUUGAAUUACAGGAGGAAUGUGGUAUGUUUUCAUUGUGAGUGUAAACGCCCACCUGAUGAAUUCCUGGAAAAUAAAGCUCAAGAUAAUAAGUACAGUUCCGGGCCUAACUUUAAUAAGAUGGGCAGUCGGCAAGAGGUUUCCAAUGCCUGGAAUUUUGACUUUGAUGACAAUGAGUCGGAUGGUGCAGACGUUGCUGCUUUUGAGUAUGCAGAUUCUCAUGGUAUAGACAAGGAUUUUCCUUCAGAUAACAAUGCUCGGCGUGUGGGGUGGGACGAUGAUUUUGAAAAGAAUAGCAGAGUGCCAGGGUCCCAUGAUGAAGAAUAUGUUAAUCCCAAUGCUUCUAGACCUAGAACAGGGUUUGAUGAUUUUGACGAUGAAGAUGAUAUAGAUAGUUAUGAGCUAGACACUCAAACUGGAUCUAAUAGUGCAAGAACGGAAGCUACAAAAAGUAAUUUUUCAGAAACAGAAGACUCAUUGGACUGGGAAGAUUCUGAAGACACUGAUGACAAAAUGCACGCACAUCAUAAAAAUAAAACAGCUUAUGGAAGAACUGAACGGAACCAUUCAGUUCGCAAAAAUACAUCUUUCUCUCGAUCCAAGGAUGAUGAACUUGAUUAUGAUUCUGAUGAACAACGGUCUAUUCUUUCCAAUUUCAAAUAUGGCCAUGUUUCUGCUGCUGACCAGAAAAGGAAAGGCAGAGGUCCAACCAAGAAAUUAAGCUUCGGUUCUGACUCUGACGAAGAUGGUGGUGCUGGCUUAUACUCUGAUGAGGAUGAUGACUUAAAUGAGGCAUAUUCAUCCAGACAAAAUAAAAGGAACAGACAUGAUUCUGGGAGAAGGAACUUUACUAAAGACGGAAAGUCUGGUAGUGGCUACAAAUCAAAUAUUUUCAGUGAUGAUUUUGAUGAAUCACCCCGGCAGUCUUAUAGGAACGGUAGAGGGUCACAGGGAAAUAGCCGUGAUAGGAAGAGGUUUGAAGAUUUUGACGAAUCACCCAGGCAGUCUUAUUGGAAUGGUAGAGGGUCACAGGGAAAUAGCCGUGAUAGGAAGAGGUUUGAAGAUUUUGAUGGAUCAUCUCGAAAAUCUUAUGGUAAUGACAGAGGGUCUCAGGGAAGUAACCGUGAUCGGAAGAGAUUUGAUGAUUUUGAUGGAUCAUCCAGGAAAUCUUAUGCUAAUGAGAGAGGGUCUCAGGGAGGUAACCGUGAUUGGAAAAGAUUCGACGACUUUGAUGGAUCAUCCCGGAAAUCUUAUGGUAAUGACAGAAGAUCUCAGGGAAGUAGCCGUGAUCGGAAGAGAUUUGAUGAUUUUGAUGGAUCAUCCCGGAAAUCUUAUGGGAAUGAUAGAGGGUCCCGAGGAAAUGGCCGGAGUAGACAGAAAUUUGAUGACAGGGAGCAUGGCAGAGGACAGUUUAAUAAAUACAGUAUGGAUGAGAAGGGUGAUGGUGAUUUUAGAAACAGUAGGCGUGUGAUUGAAAGAUAGUCCAUUAGUUCCAUGAACACAUUUUUUUUACCCGGUUUGUCGUUGCACGUAACUACUACCAAUCACCAAAAUUUAAAUGUGGUACAAGUCUCUAAAGGUCUGUUUUUCUGUGGGAUUUGUUGUUUAAAUAUCAUGGUAUCGACCGAAAGACUUCAAUCAUGGUAAAAUUUCCCUGUUCAAUCUACCUAUAUACCAAGUCAGUUGAAAAAAGAUGUCAGAUCAUUGGAGUUGGCUAGAAUUAGUGUUAAGGGACCAUUGUGUCUUAUGCUAUCCAUCGGCAAAGGUAACUUGCCAUAUGAACCGUUGUGCCAUGCUAAAAUGGGAUCAUCCGGUAUAUUGUCCAGGAGUAUUGAAUAACAACCAUAUUUUUCUUUUACCAAA